AUGUUUACCACUUACCAAUUCUCGGAGCCUUAUCCCACUGACUAUGCUCUGGAUCCUUUCCAGUCAAGCUAUAGCUACUAUGCAAUGCAACAGGAGCUCAAGAAGUUGUAUCGACAACAGCUCAUUGAACAAGAACGAAGACGCCAGGCGGCUGCUAUGGAGCAAGCCAUCAUUGCUGCUUACGAAAGAGAGCGCAUCGUACGAGCUGCCAAACAAUUAGCCUACCAGCGAGAGGUUGCAGACCGUCGCAGAAGACAAUACGAAGAAUUCUACCAAAAACAGCUACUGAACAAUUUCCUUGGUAAUCUACUAUCCGAAGACAACGAGGACGAGGAAAUGAACGACGAUUGCUGCGCUUAUGAUUAUGAAGCUAUGCAAUGCAACAAGAGAGCCAGACUUUACCACAAGGAACCCAAGCCACUCUACAAACGUCAAGAUACCUCUCCAAGAAAGCUGCAUCAUAGACGAAAAUAUCAACAACAGCAAGAGGACAACGAAGUAUGGCUUCUAGUCCAGCAUCUGAAGUCUGUUGAUGAAAAUGAAGCUGCAGAAGCCUCGCAAUCUACUGCGGCAGUUGCCGAUAAGGGCAAAGGCAAGGCUGUUGAAAGGGACGCAAAUGUAACCAAGGAAACUUUUACUCAGGCUCCUAAAAGUAACGAUGAUCAUCCUUCAGAGGAAAAUACCCCAGUAAACGUGGAAACGGUCUUAAGAAAGCUCAAGACAAUUGGUGAAAAGCUCGAUGUUAUCCAAGAAAAGCACGAGUCUGUCGUGUUGGCCACUCCCUUGACUUUUGAUACAGAAUCCGAAGACCUCUCACGAAGUGCACCAAACAAGGAAUUCUUCUCUUAUGAAGACGAUAUCAUGAAGGUGCUUUUGGAAUUGGAUGCAGUUGAAAGCUAUGGAUUAGAAGAUAUCAGAAACCAACGCAAGGCCCUUGUUGCUAAGUCUGAAAAUUUACUCAAGAUCAUUGACGAAUACAAGCAAAAGGAAUGGGAACGAGCUAGCGCAUCAAGCGGAGCCGAAAGCGAUACUGAAACUGAUAAAGACGUCACUGAGGAUUCACAAGUUGAAGCUCCUGUGGGCACACAAGUCGAAGUCACUGAGGAUGCACCAGUCGAAGUCAUUGAGGACCAAACUGAACCAAUGGAAACGGAAGAACAGGAAACGACAAAUUUAACUGGCCUAGUAAUUGAUGCACCCAAGGAAUCCAAUGUUCAAGAAUCGACUCCUGAGUUAGCUGAAACAUUAGAGACACAAUUGCCAGGAACAAAUGUGGAUGCUACUGAUGAUGAUAUGCAAGUGGAUACCACAAGCGGUGUCAUCGCCGAAGAAGCCACUAGUUCUUCUGUGAAGGAAGUAACCGAUCAUGACCAAGAAGUCUCUGAACCUAUCGAAGAUGAGAAACAACUGCCUGAAGUUCCAUCAGAAGAAGAUCUCGAUUUCGAAAAGAUAGAUAGUGUAACUGCUGCAUCUAAUGAACCAUCAAGUUCAAUUACUAAUCCCACGGAAGCAACGGUUACUGAAGACGAGUUUGACAUGGUUGAUGACCAUGACGUCCAUUCUCAAAAUAGCGCACAGUCAGAGCAACGACCGUCGAACCAAGAACAAACUUCAUCCAAGCCAAUUCAGAUACCAAUACACUGGAGUGAUAACUAA
This is a messenger RNA of Umbelopsis ramanniana AG, 1656 nucleotides long. RefSeq lists its product as uncharacterized. Gene Ontology annotation, molecular function: protein-folding chaperone binding. The coding region runs from base 1 to 1656 and encodes 551 amino acids. The record is from RefSeq and is a predicted model, not a curated record. NCBI's taxonomy places the organism in Eukaryota, Fungi, Mucoromycota, Umbelopsidomycetes, Umbelopsidales, Umbelopsidaceae. The transcript has a single exon.